UGGACGCACAUUGAAGAGCUUUACAUGGGGGGAAAUCCGGAAUUCUGAAAAUCUCACCGCCUCAGCCUCACUGCCCUGCCCUUUACGUUCCAGGAAUCCAGCCGGCAGACGCCAUACUCCUAGUGGUACUUUGCCACCGCAGGGUUCUGAAACUCAGAAGCGGUAUUUCGUGGAUAAUCGCGUUGUUCGUCGAACGGAAUCGAAAUCGCACACUUAUGAGAACCUAAGGGUUCUCGCUUUGGACUAUAAGCCAUACAGAUGGUUCAUAAGACACGUUCGGGGAAGAAAAUUAAUGUUGACAAGGCUAAUGGGAAUGGAUCAUCCAGUUCAGGCAUGGGAAAGAUGGAUCACCUAGGUUUAAGAAAGUCUGCUCAGGAAAUCCCAUCAAGGACUUCAAAGUCUAAACUGCUUGAGAAGCAGCCUCCACCUACACCUUGUACACAGAUAAAGUCUAGGAGACCUGAGAAACCGAACACUCUUAGUCCUUUAAGGACCCCUGAUAGAGAUAAAAGCCAUAUUCUAUCCUGUUCUUUGGUGUCAAAACUAUCUAAGGAAGAGUUGAAUUUGUCUGCCACAAAAAAAGAGAAGAGUGUGAAGCAGGUCACAAUGGAAUCUGAGAAAGUUAGCACUAGUGGUAACCAGAAUAUAUGCCUAAAAAGAAAGCGCAUUGAUGGGCGCAGUUUUAAAUCAAUGUUCAAAAUGCAACGAAGAAGAGAUGCUAUACCAGCAAUCGAUGAGGUUUCACUAGCAAAUGAGUCUCCUAGACUUAUUAGUGACUCCAAGCUUGUUGCGGACCAUGCUGCACAAGCUGAUGAAGUAGAUUCACUCUCUAGUUCAGAGGGUUUAAAUACAGGAAAUCUGCCAGAGGGGUGUUCUACUGCAACAAAGAAUCUCCCAGAUUUGAUAGGCUCUGCUCCUACAAGUGGUGGAUUUAAUUCACAAAAUGGAGAGCAUAGCAUUCAAAGAAAAGCAGCUGAUCGCCAAAUUGUGUGUGGAUUAGUUUAUAUGACCACUCAGUCAACAUUGGCGGAGCAUGAUAAACAUAGCUUUACUGGGUCUUGUGGUGUAUGUUUGAAACGGAAAAGGCUGGAUCAUGAUUCUCCAAAAGUAGAUCUCUGCACAUGUGUUGCAAUGCCAAAGAUGGAUUUUGGUAACAAAGCUAAUCAUAAGGAUAGAGUGGGUGUUGAAAGUACUGUUAUAUUGGGAUCUGCUGAAAGACAUUGCGCUGGGCAAUCUGAAGGUGCUAACAUGGAUUCUCAAGUGGAUAAUCACACAAAUGUUUGUGCUGUAUGCAAGCAAGGUGGAAAGAGCCUGCUCUGUUAUGGUGAAGGUUGCAGGAGAUGUUACCACCUCUCUUGCUUGGGUCCUAAUUUAGAUGAUAUUCCAUCUGGCAUUUGGCAUUGUCUCUGGUGUGUGAAGAAGAAGAUUAAAUAUGGUAUCCACUCAGUGUCAAAAGGAAUAGAGUCAAUUUGGGAUUCUAGGGAGGUGGAGGAGGUAUCAGGAACACAAAGGCAGAAGCAGUAUCUUGUCAAGUAUCAAGGUCUUGCCCAUGUUCACAACCAUUGGCUACCUGAAGCACAGUUAGUUUUUGAAGCGCCAUCUAUUCUUGAAGACUUUAAACAUAAAGAUCUGGGUUUAAGGUGGAAUUCAGAAUGGACAAAGCCUCAAUGUUUAUUGAAGAAAAGGUUGUUAUAUUUCUCCAAGCUGCAUGGUGGCGAACAAAUUCUUGAUGCUGGAGAUAAAUUAGAUUGCCAAUGUGAGUGGCUUGUGAUGUGGCAGGGCCUUGAUGUUGAGAGUGCUACAUGGGAACUGGAGAAUGCUGAUUUUCUUUGUUCAUCUCAUGGUCUGAGCCUCAUUAGGGAGUAUGAGAUUUGUCAAGGAAAACAGGACAUGAUGUUCUCACAGCUUACUGCAUCAGAUAAUAGAUUGGAGCUUUCCAAGUUUAUUGAGUACUGGCUUCCGGUUCAAGUUUCCAAUUUGCAGCUUGAGCAGUACUGUAAUACACUACUUGCAAAUAUCAAUGCUCUAUGCUCUCACUCCAAAAAAAGUGAUCCUGUUGGAGUGCUCAAUGAAGUUCUUCUCGCUGUUCGAAAGUGUUGUAUUCAUCCCUACAUUUUGGAUCAGACCGUGGUUCCCUUAAACAAGGGGCUGUCACCAUCUGAGAUUUUGGAUGUUGGAAUAAAAGCAAGUGGAAAAUUGCAUCUUCUUGACAAGAUGCUCUCAGAAAUGAAAAGCCAACAUCUAAGAGUAGUUGUCUUUUAUCAGUCUAUUGGCCCUGUAGCAACACUUGGUAAUAUAUUGGAUGAUUUUUUGCGAGGAAGAUUUGGGGACAAUUCUUAUGAACGUGUUGAGACUAGUCUCAAUACUUCCAAGAGGCAAGCUGCUCUCAAUAGGUUCAGGAAGGAGGAAAGUGGCUUGUUUGUACUUCUAUUAGAGAAGCGUAUUUGUAAUACAAGUAUUAAACUAUCAUCAGUGGAUGGUGUCAUCAUAUAUGAUGGUGAUUCUAAUCCACAGAAUGAUUUGAGGCUUCUACAAAAAUUAUCAUUUGUGUCACAGUCUAAACCAAUUAGAGUUUUCCGGUUAUAUUCAUGUUAUACAGUGGAGGAGCAAGCUCUUGUGAUUACAAAGCAAAAUCCUAAUGCUGAUAACUUACAAAGUUUAAACAGGAAUGUGAAGAACACUCUCAUGUGGGGUGCAUCACAUUUAUUCAGUAGAUUAGAUGAGUACCAUGCCAGUGACAGCCAGGCAUCAGCUUUGGAUAUAUCAUGUGGACAGUUACUUUUAAAUGAUGUUGUCAAGGAAUUCUGUGCCAUAAUUUCACAAAAUAGUGAAACUGAUGAUAUUCAUAAUUCGGUUAUUUCCAAAGUUCUUAAGAGUUCGGGACCUUGCAUUACGGAUAUUCCAUUAUUUGGUGAGCAGAAAUUUAAGUAUACAUGUGGAGAAGAGCCUCAAGUGUUUUGGAAAAAGCUGUUGGAGGGAAGAAAUCCACAAUGGAGACAUAUAAGUGGGCCGACCCCAAGAAACAGAAAGAGAGUCCAGUACUUUGAGGACUCAUCAUGUUCUCUAGAGGUUAGCAAUGAUGAUGCAGGAAAGAAACGUAGGAAGACAGUGAACAGUAGUGUGGAUGCUAUUUCCACUUCGCCUGUAUCUGAAGGCAGUCAACCUGCUGCUUUGAAUGAAGGUCCUUCUACAAUUAAAGCUGCUAAUCAGUCAUUGCCAACAUCUACUGCCUGUCAAAACAGUGCACACACUGGAGACCAUGCCUCUAAUUCUUCAUGCAGCCUGUCACAUGAGGUUAAUGUUGAACCUGUGGAGAGAGUAGCCUUACCUGAUGAGCAGAAGAGCCUUCACAUCUAUCUAAAAACGGAGAUGGCUAAAGUUUUUGAAGUGCUAAAACUUUCGGACGGUAUCAAACACGUGGUUGGAAUUUUUUUAGAUUUUAUCAUGGAGAACCAUCGUGUUAGUAGGGAACCAGCUACACUCUUACAGGCAUUAGAAAUAUCUCUGUGUAGGGUGGCAGCCUCACUUUUAAAGCAAAAACUUAACGAGAAUGAGAUGCUUAUGUUAACAAAAGAGCAUCUGGGUUUUGAAUGUACUGAAGAUGAGGCAACUAAUGUAUAUCGGAAGCUGCGUUCAUUGAAGAAAGCAUUUUUGCAGCACUUGGAAAAAAACGAAAUCACCUCAAGGCAUUCUGAACCAGCAUUGAUAUUUGUUACAGGAGGACUGUCAAAAGGGAUGGAGAAUGUUACGAAAGAAAAUGUUGUUGCACAGCAGACCACAACUUUAAAGGAUAAAGUGGUUGAAAGUGAAACAGAAAAGAUGAUUAAGAAAGUUCAAUCCAAGUGUAACAUGAGGAUGUCAAGGCUUAAAGAAAAGCAACAGGAGGAAAUUGAGAACUUCAAAAAAGACUGUGAGGAGAAGAGAGCGGCUAUUAAGAAACAUUACAGAGUGCAGUUUGCCAUUGUCCGUGCUGUAUAUUGUGAGACUCCUCUGGGAAAGAACAACCUCAAGAACUUAAAUAAUCGGCUUUCAAGGGAAAUAGAGGAACUCAACUGCCAUAAGGACUUAAAAAUGAAAGAAUUUGAGCAGAAGCAUAAUAAGGAAAUAAAUGAGGAAAUUCAAAAUACUGCUUUUUGGGUUUCUAAAGCUGAACUGUGCAGUACUGAAGAUACUAAUCUGCAUUUGUAUGCAUCUGAUUCCAGAGAUGUUGAUGAAUACCUUCAAGAAAGUGCUGGUAAUAAUAUAUCUGAUUCAAGAGAUGGCACUGGAGACCAAGAUAUUGCAGACACCGAUAAUAAUAGUAUAUCCAAUUCCAGGGAAGACAAUGGGAACCUUCAAGAUAUUGAAGAUGACAAUAGAGAGAUAUCUGAUUCAAGGGAUGAUGUUAGAAACCUUCAAGAUAUUGCAGAUGUCAAUGAUAAUCCUACGAAUGUUGCUUCUAGAGAUGACAUAGGCAACCUUGAAGAUAAUGUAGACAUCAAUAAUCAUAACAACAAUAAUAGCAAUCCUGCAAAUGUUGCUUCUGCAGAUGACAUUGGCCACAUUCUAGAUAAUGCAGAUUUCAAUGAUCCUCCAGGGGCUGCUUCUGUAUCUGAGUGUCAUUUAGAAGCAAAUGAGCCUAUUAAUAUUUUGAAUGAAUCAGAGAGCAGCAUGGCACCUUCUAGUGUGCCCACAACUACCACAGAUGUCUCAUCAGCUACAGUUUCUGAGAAGCCAAUGGUGACUAUAUCCCCUGCAGAAGCAUUAGUAUCUAGUCUUAAUCAGCCCAAUGAAGUGGGUAAUAUUGAUGAUCAUUGUGAGGAUACUGUUCCAGUGGUCCCACUGACUUCUGAAAAGCAUACUAUUGAUGAGAGCUCACUGGGGGAGCAUGCUAAUGGAUUUUCAAUAGAAGUGCAUGAAUGUGCUCGUACUGAAGAUGUUAUACCCAACCAUCCAUCAGAAGUGCACGGAAUUGCCCAUAAUGGAGUUCUGAGACAUGAGCAUCCUGCAGGAGCAAGUAUUACCACAAUGGUAAAAAAUUGUACACCUGCUAAUAAUACCGAUUUCCUGAAUAAUGAUGGAAAUGAGAAUGCUAUAGCUCACAAAUCCAUAGAUGGAAACUCAACAUCCCAAGAGCAAUUGUUAGUGGCCUUGCCCAGUUUACAGGCCGGUGCUUGUUCAGAUGAUAAUGGACUAUUACUGCAAACCCAAGAUCAGGUACCUCAAGAUCAGUGCUCCCCGCAUUUAGCAUCUAAUGAAUUGCAAUUCAAUCAGGGGCAGUUAUCAGAAUUUGAAGCUGGGUCUCCUAGAGUGGAUGAUGCCAGACAGGUUACAGAGUCAAAUUGUGAGGCCAUACUGAUUGAAAAUAGUGAGCCACAGCAACUACCUUCUGGUGGCAAUCAGCCUCCUCCUGAUGAAGUUGCAUAUGAGUCUCCUAAUCAUGAGAGCAAUGAUUUUCAUUCCUCUGAGACUUCUCCCCAGUUAGCUGAAGUUGAGACAGCAGCAGAACCUUUGUGCAAUGCUGAUUCUCAAGGCAGGGUAAGUUCGGAACUGCAUGCCUCAAUUCAUCUCCCUAAUAUGACACUUGAUUGCAGUCCAACAGAUUCAGCAGUUAGUAGAAUUGACUGCCAGCCUAGUGGUGAACUGCAUUGCUCUUCUGAGAACACUCAGACUUUGCCCCAUGAAGUCAGGAUCACAAGUGAACUUCCUAAUCAAGCAAUUUUACAACCUUUGAAUCUGACCUCUAUUCAGGGACCUAACGACAUGCGAAUGCAUCAUGCACAUUUUAUGCCUGCCUUGAAUUCACCUAUCCGUAUGCUAGUUAAUCCUCUCUCAAAGGAAUUGGAAAGGAUACACAGAGAAAUAGAACAAGCAGUAAAGUCCCAUGAAGAUUGGAAAUUGCAGCAGAGAUCUGAUUGUGAAAAGGAAAUAAAGGAAAUGAUUGAGAGAAUACGCAACAAAUAUGAGACAAAAAUUAUGGAGGGUGAGAAUGCUUUUUUCCUGAGAAAGAAUGAACUUGAAGGGAAUCAAAACAAAGUUCUUAUGAACAAGAUAUUGGCUGAAGCUUUCAGAUCUAAGUGCUUGGAUCCCAGGCCCACUGUGUUACCACAAAUGCAGCAAGCUGUACCUUCCAGUUAUAUGCAGCAGCAGCAUUAUCUACAGCAUGCAUCAAUGCAGCAGCCCACAUUGAGAUCUCCUGUUGGCUUAUCUUCAGCCGGACAGCAAACUACUAAUCUAGCUUGUAUGAGUAUGAGGCCACCACAAUCAAUUGCUGGCUUUUCUUCAGCUGGCCAACCUAUGGUCGUGCAGCAGACUUCUGUCCAAUCUUUACAAGGUGCUAAUCAUUCAACAGAACUUUCCAGGGAAUAUCGCCCUCCACCCAUGUCAAGAUCUAUCCCCACUGCUGCUGUAUCCUCUUCUAGCCCAUCAGCUGCUUCCCAGCCUCUAUCAAGUUUACAAUCCAUCCCUCGUUCAGCGGCACCAUCUGCUGUUCCUGCAAGACCACUGGUCAUCAAUGAUAUAUCCCCUUCUGCUGGAAAUCUACGAUUAGCUGGAGACAUUCGUGCCCCAGCACCACACCUACAUCAAUUCAGACCUACAUCUGUUUCUGCUGCCAGUCCAUCACCUCUCCCGACUGCUAUGCCAGGUUGUAAUGUGGCUGCUAACGUGCCUUCAUCUUCAUCUUCAUCUUCAUUCACCCAUGUUGCACCUCAACACCUGACACCUUCACCCUCCCUCCCCCGGGUUGCACCUCAAGUGCAGAUACGCUCACACUCUGUUCCUCGGGGGGUUACAAGUCAACAUCAGACGCCUUCAUCCUCCCGCCCUUGGGUUUCUCCUCAUCGCCCUUGGGUUGCAGCGCCACAUCAGACAUCUUCGUCCUCCCUCCCCCUGGUUGCACCUCAGCAGCCACAAAUAGUAUCCUCCAAUCUUUCACACCAGAAGGUACCAGUACCCGCACCACCACAGCUACAACCACCCACUGUAAAUAAGAACUCAGAACCCAACAAUAGAGUCUUGACAACUGGUAAUAGUCCACUUUCUGCUUUGUUGCUCAGAGAUCUUGAUAGCCAACCUUGGCCAAGGCCAAGUAAUUAUUUACCUCCUUUACCAGAAAUCUGUGCUACGUUUGAUUCAAUAGACCUAUCUGACUUUGGAACAACAGGCAAUGCAGCCGGCACCUCUGCAGCUGAACCAAAUGCUGUUGCUGAUGUGGUCUGUCUGUCUGAUGAUGAUUGACCUAUUUAUUUGUAGCGUGAUCUCUUCUCAGUGCAAUGUUUUGGCUCGCUGGUUGGUGCUCGUGCUGAUGACAUGGAGUUCUGCGCUUUUUUGGUAAAGCCUGCCUGCGGUGUGAAGAUGCCCUGUGGACUAACUACAGUUCUACAAUUCUUUUUUUCUUUUCUCUUUUGGUGAAUCAAGUGCUGCAGGUAUAUGUAAAAUCUAUCCUUUCGUAGUACCGGUGAAUGCUCUAAUAUUCUCACCGUUCUUAUACCAUCGCUUUCUCUUUAGUUUAUAACUAUUUAAGUAAUCGCUAUUCCUUUCCUUUAUGUAGUAGCGGAAAAGUAAAAUGCUGAUAUAGUUUUUAAAAAAUUUUGGUUAUUUGGUGAA
Molecule: messenger RNA, 7587 nt
Organism: Ipomoea triloba (trilobed morning glory)
Lineage: Eukaryota; Viridiplantae; Streptophyta; Magnoliopsida; Solanales; Convolvulaceae
Product: helicase protein MOM1-like
Exons: 17
Coding region: 259-7218 (2319 amino acids)
Biological process (GO): heterochromatin formation
Source: RefSeq, a predicted model, not a curated record